Messenger RNA from Symbiodinium sp. CCMP2456, 1113 nucleotides. The record is from the annotation of a GenBank genome assembly. NCBI's taxonomy places the organism in Eukaryota, Dinophyceae, Suessiales, Symbiodiniaceae.
AUGAAUGAUGGCGCCGAUACUGCAGCUGAAGCCGAGGGUGAGCAGCAUCCUAAAUGCAAGGGCGAGACCGCUAACGGCAAGCCUUCCAAGCGCCCAACCAAGAUCAAGCCGUCCAAAAAGAACAUGGCCAGACAUUUCUCUCCGUGGCCUUGUCCUGGAGGAAGCAGUGCCUCGAAGUCUGCGCUGUCGUUGAUUUCGCAGAUGGCUGCUGGAACUGUUGGGCCGGUGUUGUCGCUGCGCACGUCGCUGGCUGGGUGCCUGGGUGCGGAUCUGCACGCGGUGCUCCGUGCCCUGGAAAAUAACCAGGAUAUCCACUUCCUGAGCAUCGGCUGCAAUAGUGCAUUGGCUACCUCCACAUCCCUGGCUUCCCUGUUGGCGCAAGUGCUCCGGCGCGGCUUCUUGUGGGCGUGCGACUUCGGUGAGCUCUACUUCCGUGGAGACGUCUUGGAAGUUCUCCUCAGAGGACUCGAGGGCCCGAAAGGAGUUCCUCUUAGCAACUUGGCCUUUACCUUCAUUGACAAAGGCUGCGGCAUCAAUGAACGCCAGGUGGCCCGGCUCAAGGCGUUGACUCGCGAGCGGCGGUUGCUGGACAAAGCGAUUUCCUCAACCAAGGUGGACAGGACGCACGCUGCCUGGCUCGACAUACCGCGAGUCUUUGGGCUAGUGAUGCGGUCCAAGAAUCUGACGAAAUGUUUCUGGCGUCCUUACCAGGAGGGUGAGUUUUGGCGGAGGGCAGGGUUUCACUGCUCCGGCCUACGCUUGCUCCCCGAAUCUGCAGGCAAACGAGUGAACCCUGCUAUUCAGCGGCUGACCAACGCCUUACAUCGAGGGAAUUUGGAGCCUUUGGCCUUGCAGAAGGCCUUUCCUCCGGGAGAGAAGGGGGCGCGUCGCAGCCGCGAGCUCCUGGAGGCCGCGCUGGAACGCGACCUGCCCCCGGCACCACUGCCGCGCUGGGUCUUACCGGGAUUUAUUCGUGAACCCCAGAAGCGCCAGAAGGAGGAACUGUCGCAGCCUGUUCUGCGCGAAGGGCUCCUGAAGCGCAGGCGCCUCAAGGAGGAGCCGAGUCGGGAUGUGAAGCUCCAAGAUGUGGAGUUGCCAAUACAGCUGGAAUGA